AUGCAAGCAGCAGAGCAGACCCUGGCCAUGGCUGGACCCCCAGCCCCACUCCUUCUCUGGGGUCUCCAGCCUUCGGCGGGCCAUGCCCUGCUCCAGGACCGGGCCAGGGGGCUCGCCAACGCCACCUCCCCAACGCCUUCUGCAGAGCCACCGGGCAUGUCCCCAUGUCCCCCGCGGGGCCGGCAGCUGGGGUCUGGGGGCCGGCGGGGUGGUGGGGCUGAGCCAGGGCGGUGCGGGGGGCCGGGGGGCCCGCGGCAGAGUGCCAGCGAGCGAGAGAAGCUGCGGAUGCGCCGGCUGGCACAGGCGCUGCUGCGGCUGCGGCACUACCUGCCACCCGCGCUGGCACCCGCCGGGCAGACCCUCACCAAGAUCGAGACCCUGCGCCUCGCCAUCCGCUACAUCGCCCACCUCUCAGCCCUGCUGGGGCUCAGCGAGGAGGUGCUGGCCCGGCGGCGGGGGGCAGCCCCCCGGCACUGCCCCCUCUGCCCCCAGGGCCUGGGGUGCUGCCAGCCCCCAGCCCCCCACCUGCACACACCAGCCCCGGCCCUGCGGGAUGCUUCGCCCCCCGGCACUGUGGGCUGGGGGUCACCUGCCACGGUGGGGACCCCCCUGGAGCUGCAUGGGGCUCCCGGCAUGGAGCCAGGGCCCUGGGGGUCACCUCCCUGUGGCCCUGCUGCGGGGACCCCCCCUGAGGUGCUUGGAGUUCCCGAGGUGGGGAUGGAGGCCUGGGGGUUGCCCCCCUACAUCCCUGCAACAGGGACCCCCCCGCAGCUGCACAGGACCCCUGGCUCCAUCUCAAGGUCCUGGUCAUCAGCGCUUUGCAGCCUUGGAGCGGUGACCCCCCUGGAGCCACCCUGGCGAUGCUCCACAGCCACAGGCACUGGGACGGCUUCCUCCUGCUGCUUGGAGCCUGCAGCCCCCCACCAGCCUCCCGGGGCAGGACUGACGGACACAGGGCACCCUGGGACCCCUGCGCAUGGCUCCCAGCUGCCUGCGCACUGCCAGCCCCCACCCCGUGCCCACCGUGGGGUCCCAUCCACAGCCGCUAGUGAAAGCUGA
This is a messenger RNA of Falco peregrinus (peregrine falcon), 1059 nucleotides long. Its product is annotated as mesoderm posterior protein 1. The coding region runs from base 1 to 1059 and encodes 352 amino acids. Gene Ontology annotation, molecular function: RNA polymerase II cis-regulatory region sequence-specific DNA binding; DNA-binding transcription factor activity, RNA polymerase II-specific; protein dimerization activity. The record is from RefSeq and is a predicted model, not a curated record. Gene Ontology annotation, biological process: heart morphogenesis; regulation of transcription by RNA polymerase II; mesoderm formation. The transcript has 2 exons. NCBI's taxonomy places the organism in Eukaryota, Metazoa, Chordata, Aves, Falconiformes, Falconidae. Gene Ontology annotation, cellular component: nucleus.